AUGGGCUCAAUUCAGCCAACCUCUGACCCUAUACCCCCCACUCAGACGGUAGCCCUGGUCUCUGAGCUAGGUGGGGAAGUCGAGUUCCGUGAUGGAUAUCCCGUUCCUACUCCAGGACAGAACGAAGUCCUAGCAAAGGUUCUGUACACUGGGGUCUGCCAGAGUGACUUACAUACGAAGAACGGCACCGCAGCUGGUCCGUCUGGUGACCCCAUAACUAAGAUCAAAAUGCCCCAUGUUGGCGGACACGAAGGUGUCGGCCGGAUCGUGGCCUUUGGGCCUGGAUGUGGUUCCCAUUUGAAGGUCGGGGGCCUCGUGGGAAUCCGGUUUUCGAGCCGGAUCUGCCGCAGAUGUGAAUUCUGUCUCGCAGGAACGGAGCAAUACUGUGUCAAGAGCACUAAUCAUUUGCACCAUGAGGAUGGAAGUUUCCAAGAGUAUAUUGCGCUCGACGCGGAUUAUUUGACGAUUUUGCCGGAUGAUGUUGAUCCGGCGGUUAUUGGGCCGGUGCUAUGUGCAGGUGUUACGGCCUAUAAGGCGGUACUGAAUGCAAAUGUUAAAGCGGGACACUGGCUGGUAGUCGUUGGGGCUGGAGGUGGACUUGGACAUUUGGCUGUCCAAUAUGCAAAAGCCCAAGGAGCGCUGGUCAUUGGCGUUGAUGUUGCGGACAAACGAGACUUUAUCCUUAACCUUGGAGCUACUGAAUUUAUUGAUUUUACCUCCACGGACCCUGUCCAGCGUGUUCACGAAAUCACCGGACUUGGGGCACAUGCAGUUGUCGUUACCGCAGGAAGCGCAAAAGCCUUUGCUCACGCGUGCGAGAUGCUGCGUGUUGGCGGUGCGCUGAGCUGCGUUGGGAUCCCUCCAGGUCGGCCGGCGUUGGAAACACCUAUCUGCACCAUUGUGAUCAAAGGACUUAGGAUUACAGGGAAUCUUGUAGGUUCAUUGAAGGAAUGCAUGGAGGCUGUCGAUCUGGUUCGCCGAGGCGUGGUAAAGCCAGAGAUCAAAGUCCGCAAGUUCAGAGAGUUGCCUCAGGUGUAUGAGGAGAUGGAGAAGGGUGAUAUUGCAGGAAGAAUUGUGCUACAGAUAUCAGAGUAG
This is a messenger RNA of Aspergillus alliaceus, 1095 nucleotides long. RefSeq names its product zinc-dependent alcohol dehydrogenase. The record is from RefSeq and is a predicted model, not a curated record. Lineage: Eukaryota; Fungi; Ascomycota; Eurotiomycetes; Eurotiales; Aspergillaceae. The coding region runs from base 1 to 1095 and encodes 364 amino acids. Gene Ontology annotation, molecular function: zinc ion binding; oxidoreductase activity. The transcript is spliced from 4 exons.